Messenger RNA from Prosopis cineraria, 996 nucleotides. RefSeq lists its product as uncharacterized. Lineage: Eukaryota; Viridiplantae; Streptophyta; Magnoliopsida; Fabales; Fabaceae. The transcript is spliced from 4 exons. Gene Ontology annotation, molecular function: sterol binding. Gene Ontology annotation, biological process: intracellular sterol transport. The record is from RefSeq and is a predicted model, not a curated record. Bases 96 to 566 code for a protein of 156 amino acids.
UUGGCAUUGUUUGGAAGCGCGACGACGUUCAGGAAUCGAAAACAUCAAGAAGGAAGCUUUCUGGUUUUGCUCAUCCCACUUUUGUUCAGCGAUCAAUGGAGUUUCAGUCUCCUCUUAAGCUCUACCUGCUUCUGUGCUUAUCAAUCCUCUUGCUUUCAUCUUCUCAGGCUCAAGCUCGUAGGGUCAAAUACUGCGAUAGGAAGCAAAACUAUGCUGUGAAGGUGUCUGGAGUCGAUAUAUUGCCUGAUCCUGUGGUGAGAGGGAAGCCAGCUACCUUUAAGAUAUCAGCUUCUACUGGUGAAGCUAUUUCUGGUGGGAAGCUAAUAAUUGAAGUUUCAUACUUUGGGGUGCAUGUCCAUACUGAAACUCGUGAUCUCUGUGAAGAAGUGUCCUGCCCUGUUGCAGCAGGCAACUUUGAGAUUGCUCACACCCAAACACUGCCUUCAUUUACCCCACCGGGUUCCUAUACUUUGAAGAUGACCAUGGAGGAUGUGAACGACGAGCAGUUAUCUUGCAUUAGCUUCAACUUUAAAAUUGGUUUUGGGUCUUCAUUGUCCGAUGAUUGAAUGUCCUUUGCACCACUGAUGUCCCAUGUUCCUUUAGCUUUCGAUUUGUUGUUGCUGAGUGUUUUGUGAUGUUGUGUUAUAUGUAUGCCAGCUGUCACAACGCAUGAACCAGUAUAAAUCAUUGUGGGAACGAAUAAUUUGAUUGUGUCAGUACAUCUGCGUUGCAAACUAUGAGGUAGUGUAUGCAUAGCAUAGCUUAGUUUGGCGUUAACUUGAUGUUCCUCCAUGAGACCAUGAGCAUAGUUUUCUCAAGCCAGAACGUCUGAUGUGGCGCAAUGUCACCCUUGGGAAUUCAGAAACCAGGUAAAAGUACUAAAGGUUCGAUGCUAUUAUUAAAGAUUAGAGCUGUGGGAUGUCGGAAUGAGAUGAAGUUUGGAACUCUUCAGAGCAUGUGAUCUUAAAGAAUAGGAAUCUCUCAUUUCAAAUUCAA